GACCUUCUCUCGCUGCCAUGGAAAGAGUAUCAAAAUCAUAUUAUCGCAUCAUAAGAGGUCAACAUAGCCCAUAUAGAUUCUUGUAUUAUAAAUUACUGGCUAUGUAUUGUCCUUCAGAUGCUUCUUCAAUGAUAGAAAAUGAUGAACAAGAACGUGUAAUUCAUUCUCCUGUUUUACCAAAAAUUCAAAAAACACUUGCAAAAAAAGAGUCUAGAGAAUAUAAAGU
Messenger RNA from Racocetra fulgida, 226 nucleotides. NCBI's taxonomy places the organism in Eukaryota, Fungi, Glomeromycota, Glomeromycetes, Diversisporales, Gigasporaceae. The record is from the annotation of a GenBank genome assembly.